Messenger RNA from Melanotaenia boesemani (Boeseman's rainbowfish), 940 nucleotides. Its product is annotated as actin-associated protein FAM107A. The transcript has 5 exons. Gene Ontology annotation, biological process: actin filament bundle assembly; regulation of actin cytoskeleton organization; actin filament polymerization. The record is from RefSeq and is a predicted model, not a curated record. Gene Ontology annotation, cellular component: neuron projection; synapse; stress fiber. Lineage: Eukaryota; Metazoa; Chordata; Actinopteri; Atheriniformes; Melanotaeniidae. The coding region runs from base 135 to 656 and encodes 173 amino acids.
GCUCUUUCCUCUCGCUGUGGCAUUCUUGGCUACUGGAGCAGAGAGAAAGUAACCUCAAAUUACUGCAGAAAGUGUUCGCUGUGAGUCCCAUCAGGAGUCGGAGCUGCCUCUAAAUCUGGAUUCAUGCUGAGGACAUGGGAGUCACCCAUGGGAAGAAGAAAGAGCACCAACAUUUUCCACAUACUAGGGAAGCACACCCUUCUCAGCCUGCCUCCAUGAUACAGACGCACCAAAAUGAACAGAUCAGAUUACCAGAGUUUCAGGCCCCUCCAUCUCAACUGCUGAGUGAGGAGGAAAGCAUUAAUUUAAUCAAACCUCACAAGCCUCUCAGUCCUCUAACUGCCUCCAGGAGUCACAAGGAGCUCCAAAAAGAACUGCAGAUGACCCACAAGAGGAGGGUGGCCCAGGAUGAAAAGACUGAACUCCAGAGAGUUUUGGAGAAGAGGAAAUGGGAACAAAGGACGAAGGCAAGACGGGAUCAGGAGGAAGCAAAGAGGAAUGCAUCACCCCUUCAUCAAGAGCUGCUGAAAAGAAAAAAGAGGCUAGAAAAUCUGGAAAGAGAAGAGAAGGAGAAGCAAGAGGAGCCAGAAUUCCUACAGGUCAAAGAGCGACUGAGGAGGACCGCAGAGCCCGAUGAUGCAGAGAAAGAUGUGUGAACAUGAAGAUUUUUUAUUUCACAUCCUUAUGUGUUGACAGCACAGUAGAUUUUCAGAAUUAAAGUGACUUGAUAAGGAACUUGGUGAGGUGAACAGUAAAUAGAUCACACUGCUUCAUAUUCAUGAAUGAGGCAAUAUAUAUUUUUGGUCAAGUACAAAUACAUUGUCUUAAAAAAGUAUUUCUAUUACUAUAUUUAAUUCCAGAUCUUAUUAUAGUUUGAAUCCAAGCAUGUAUACAUGUAAAAGUAAUUUGUUUUUUCACCUUCUGUCUAUGUGUGUUGUUG